UAGGUCACCAAAGAAAGUAUAUCUUCGCCAUCCAGAGAAACGUAAUUUCCAGAUUCGCCAUUCUGAGAAACGUUAUUUCCAGAUUCGCGUCCAGAGAAACGUGAUUUCCAGAUCUCCAAUCCUGGAUCUUCUCCGAACGAAAACAGCUGUAUUGUAGACUGGGGUAAAAUUAGUUUCAGUGUUAAUGAUGUUGAGAAUUAUAACUAUUUGUGGUAACGUGUCAGAGCGCUCCAAAUUGACUUAUAGAUAAUAGUUUUUUUAUUGGAGAGGAGCUGGUAGCGGAUCAAUUCCCCGUCUGUGCGCACUGCACCCUAUUUACUAUGGCAAAAAAGUUGAAUAAGUUAUCUCUAUUGACUGUUUUACGUUCUACAAGUUUUUGCAUCGUUUUGGGGAAUCUGGCCAAUGCUGAGCAUCAUGGGAGUCCCUAUGUUUACCGUGUCUCUGGAGGACCUGGUCGUGGCCGAGGCACUGUCUCCCCCAGCAUGCCAGGACGUCAGGUUCGCUCCACCGUACCUCCCGAGACCCUCAUCAUACCAGCCCACAGCACGAGGGUCCACCUCAGCCAGGAUGACAUCAAGAAGCUGAGGUUCAAGCCCACGGUGGGAUCGGUGCACCUAUCAGAGGGGCACGACGCCAAGUUCAACUGCUCCAUCGAGGUCCCUGACAGCCACCUGGACCUCACCGUGCUGUGGUGGAAGAACACCAUGGAGCUGGCUGAAAACCUGCAGGUGGUCAUCAACGAAUUACAGACCGUCACACACGGGUUCAUGACCCUGCUGUCCACUGUCAGCAUAACUCGUGUGCAAAGAGCUGACGCUGGGGAUUACCGCUGUAGACUGAGAGUCCGUGACAUAGAGAUAGAGUCCCAGCCUAUCAGCAUUCAGGUCGAAGGUCUACCAACGUUCACUAGACACCCAGAUGACAUGAACGUAACUUGUAACAGCCCCUUUAACCUGUCAUGUGAAGCGGUGGGUCCCCCGAAUCCUAUCACAAUCCGUUGGCUACGCAACGGAGUUCCUGAGAUGGGGUACCUUACCUCCCGCAGCAACUACACUGUACCAGGUGUGGACAAGUAUACCCAGUUCAACUGUGAGGCACGCAACAAGAAAGGUGUCACAACUUCCAGGGAGGCUAACAUCAACAUUAAAGUGCUUCCAGCUCCUGUCUCUGAUGUCACAGUGAUACAACAUGAAUCUAACAAACUAGUUCUGAGUUGGACCCCUGGACACGAUGGAUUCUCCCCACUCACUAUCUGCCAGAUCAGAGUGAAACAGGUCAGCCAGAGGAGAGGAGAGGUCAGGCUGGCUCGGAUCAUCAACACUACAGCUCCUCCUUUCCAGUGUGAUGUCCCGGGGUUACAGGCCAUGACCUGGUACAACAUUAGUGUCUCCUGUAGCAAUGAGCUCGGCCAAUCGCCAGUCAGUACCUGGGUCCAGAGCAACACUACAGAAGGAGUACCCUCAGUCUACCCCCACAACGUGACUGUUCAGCUCAACGAGUCAAUGCUGGUGAUCCAAUGGAACGCCCCGCCUCUGGACAGGGUCAACGGAAUCCCCAUGGGGUAUGAUGUCAUCGUCACGUAUGGGACGCGGGUCAACAAUAUCCACAGCUCCUCCAACACUGCCGCUGUGGCCCUACAGGAGUUCAACACUACAUACAGUGUUCAGGUAGCUGCCGUUACUCAGGCUGGGCGUGGCUUGCUCAGUCCACCGGUUAGGAUCUUUGUACCAGAGAGCAGUUGGCUCCUGUUUCCCUCCUCCAGUCCAAACACCAGAGGAUCAGACUCUGUGUACAUUGUACUAGGGGUGGUGUGUGGCUUCUGUCUCCUGCUGCUAGUAUUCUGGGCUGCUAUCUGCAUGAGAGGCCAGAUACUAGACACACGCUUUGGUCAGAUGUUUGGAAGGGCAGAGAAGCUUCCACCCAUCGUCCAGUACAGGCCCCAGAGGUCCUACAACCGAUCAGCCAUUGAAAUCACACUUGGUAACCUGGGUGUGAGUGGAGAGCUCCAAGCCAAACUACAGGACUUCAUGAUUAUGAGAAAUCUGCUUUCCAUCGGGAAGGUUCUGGGAGAGGGUGAAUUUGGCUCUGUGGUGGAGGGACGUCUGAAACAACCUGACGGAGCGUCUGAGAAAGUGGCUGUGAAGACCAUGAAACUGGAUAACUUCUCCCAGAGGGAAAUAGAGGAGUUCCUGAAUGAGGCUGCCUUCAUGAAGGACUUUGACCACCCUAAUGUCAUCAGGCUGCAAGGUGUUUGUCUGGAGGCGAGGUCUGGUCACUUCCCCAAGCCCAUGGUUAUCCUGCCCUUCAUGAGAUAUGGAGACCUCCACAGCUUCCUGCUGCGCUCACGCCUCGGAGACAGUCCAUUGUUCCUGCCCACUCAGACGCUCCUGAAGUUUAUGAUUGACAUCGCCAUGGGGAUGGAAUACCUCAGUGGACAGAACUUCCUCCACCGCGACUUGGCUGCACGCAACUGCAUGCUGCAUGAUGACAUGACGGUGUGUGUGGCAGACUUCGGCUUGUCUAAGAAGAUCUACAGUGGUGAUUACUACAGACAGGGCAGGAUAGCGAAGAUGCCUGUGAAAUGGAUUGCAGUGGAGAGCCUGGCCGACAGAGUCUUCACUGUAAAGAGUGAUGUGUGGGCGUUUGGUGUGACCGUGUGGGAGAUAUCGACGCGGGGCAUGACGCCGUACCCUGGCAUCCAGAACCAUGAGAUUUAUGACUACCUACUGGAGGGCCACAGGCUGAAGCAGCCAACUGACUGCCUAGAUGAACUGUAUGAGAUCAUGUACAGCUGUUGGCGUACUGACCCCCUGGACCGCCCCAUCUUCACUCAGGUAAGAGAACUGUUGGAGAAGCUGACAGAGAAACUUCCAGAGGUUUCUACCAGCAAAGAGAACAUCAUCUACAUCAACACCAGUUUCGCCGAGGAGGAGCAUGGGGUUUGUGCAGACCCCCACCUAGAUUUGCCGCUUUUUAGCACCUCCCCUUCCUGCAGUCAUAGCAACCAAUUCAGCCCCUCCCCUUCCUGUUGCCACCCAUUUAGCUCCUCCCCUUCCUGCAGCCAAGCGAGACCGGACCUCCCCCUUUUCAGUUCCUUCUCUUCCUGCAGUCAAAGUCAGAGACCAAAUAACAGAUCUGGUGACAGCAGACAUCCACGAGAGUAAGGAAGAUGAUCGUUACGUUGUUGUCAUCUCUAAUGCCAAUCGGAGUGGAGACCCCGCUGUCGCCAAGACCGCAGCAACAGCAGCAGCUGUGGACAGUGACACUCCCCCGUUCUCGAAGGAGGGCUUGGGUGGGGCUGUGCGUGGAGCUACCCGUGACUCAGUGGGUGAUGUCACUGGAAUGGAGCAGCACGCGAGUGACACCACGCUGUUACUCUGAAGGGCAUGGAACAUUGGGACUAGAAAUCCAGGGAUUUUAAAGCAGAAAAGAAAAGCUCUCUCUCAGGUGUCAUAACUGAUGAUAAUACACAUCCUUCUUGUCUGCACUCUGAUCUGUUGAGGACAUUAUAGGUAUGGUAAUGACCCGGCCGGUGAUAAGCACGAUUACCGCAUGAUUACCGCCGGUAACGUGUCCGGCUCUGGACUCUAUGCUACUGGGUUCGAAUCAUGCCUCGGAAUAUCAUGCUACUCCUUCAUUUUAUUCCAGUAUGAAGAGAUGUUACUGAGGAUCAUGAGCACAUAGGCUUCCAACUUGGUGCAGCAUGUGCAGUCUUGAGUUGCCACCCUUCCAAGUCCUGUUUCACCAAGGAUCUGCCCAGUUCCCAUAGAAAUGGAAUACCUAUGUAUGAUUCUGUCUUCUGGCAUUAUUAAAACAGUAUUACAGGCUUGUCUAUUCCCUAAUGCUUUGCAUUGAAGUUAUUCUGACCAGUUUUUCGGUGGAUAUUUAUACCUCAAAUAGUUACCACUAGCUAUCAGUGUGCAAGAGAUGUACAUAAGAUAUUCUACAUUUGCACAUCUCUCAUAGUAUACAGCAUUUCCAAUGAGAUAAGCUUUGCUCACAAAUUAAAUCAGUGUAUCCCUAGCAAAUAUUUUCCCUCCUGCAGCAAAGCACCCCCACAACAUGAUGCUGCCACCCCUGUGCUUCACGGUUGGGAUGGUGUUCUUCGGCUUGCAAGCAUCCCCA
This is a messenger RNA of Oncorhynchus tshawytscha (Chinook salmon), 4125 nucleotides long. RefSeq names its product tyrosine-protein kinase Mer-like. Gene Ontology annotation, cellular component: signaling receptor complex. Gene Ontology annotation, molecular function: ATP binding; transmembrane receptor protein tyrosine kinase activity; protein binding. Lineage: Eukaryota; Metazoa; Chordata; Actinopteri; Salmoniformes; Salmonidae. The record is from RefSeq and is a predicted model, not a curated record. The transcript is spliced from 21 exons. The coding region runs from base 321 to 3164 and encodes 947 amino acids. Gene Ontology annotation, biological process: phagocytosis; cell migration; cell surface receptor protein tyrosine kinase signaling pathway.